This is a messenger RNA of Cryptococcus deneoformans JEC21, 1271 nucleotides long. RefSeq names its product thiol oxidase, putative. Bases 182 to 1153 code for a protein of 323 amino acids. Gene Ontology annotation, molecular function: flavin adenine dinucleotide binding; flavin-dependent sulfhydryl oxidase activity. The record is from RefSeq and is a predicted model, not a curated record. Lineage: Eukaryota; Fungi; Basidiomycota; Tremellomycetes; Tremellales; Cryptococcaceae. Gene Ontology annotation, cellular component: mitochondrion. The transcript is spliced from 4 exons.
CGACGUACACUCUUUUUCUUUGUUACCCAUAUCAGGUGGUGCUUUAUCUCCCCGCCUUCCCCUUUGUCACUUCCAUCACUCAAAUAAGGUACCAAGAUCUCUUCAUUAAUCACGGUAAAAACCUGUAUUUUAUUCCGGUAGUGAUUUACCAGACAAUUCCUUCUUCCACAGGACCUUAGAGAUGCUUGGUCCUCUGGUUCAUAUCCCUCGAAUACUGCGUCUUGCCCUCCUCUGUGCUUUUAUCGUAAUAGUGCCGACCCUCUACCUUCUCUAUCCGUCCGAAGAGCGCCUACCCGCUCCAGGAGAAUGGCAAGCAGGAGGAAUAGAUAGCGAACAUUGGCGAGAACCGGUGAAGCCGGAUUUCGCAAGAUAUGAGCAUGAAGAGGGGCGGGCAUGGGGAGAGGAACUAUUGACUCAAAAAGAUGCGAGUGUGGCUAUGGAUGAUGACGUGAUUCACGGCGGCGUGAUCAUGCCCAAGCUGGGAAAUGCCACUGCCAAGGCUGAGCUGGGAAGAGCGGCCUGGAGAGUGCUGCACCUCAUGACACUUCGCUAUCCCGAUGAACCGACUGAAGACGAUCGUCUAGCCCUUAAAUCCUACUUUCAUCUUUUCUCUCGUCUUUAUCCUUGUGGAGAAUGUGCUCAAGAGUUCCAAAAGCUAUUGAAAGAAUAUCCCCCUCAAACGUCUUCCAGAAAGUCUGCUAGUCUCUGGCUUUGUCAUGUGCAUAAUCAAGUAAAUGCUCGUUUAGGCAAGCCGGAGUUUGACUGUCUCACGUUAGACGAAACAUAUGACUGCGGCUGCGGGGACGACGCAGACACGUCUAGCUCUGUUUCGAUCGCAUCUUCGCCGUCUUCUGCAGCCACCGAUUUCUCUGACGCCAACGACGUUAAUGUCGUCAAGGCCAUGACUGAGGCUGUUGAUGACCCUACCAUCCUUAGUCGCGGAGGUGCAGCUUUGCAAGGAGAGUUUGAAGUGGUGGCAUCUGGAGAAGGUGUGGGUCUUUCUGCCGAAGAAGUCGACGAAGAAAGAUUACUGGAGAAGGAAGAGCGUGAGAUUAUAAGUCAGGAGCAGGUGGGAGUCCAUGAAUGGAGAAAGAGUCAGAUCGUAAAGGAAGAAGAGUGGGAAAAAGAAAAGGCCAACCAUGGUCUCGAUUGAGGGUAUGAGUAGAAAUGAACGGAAGUUUCAGGAAAUUGUCUCCAUACUACUAGAUGUCUCAUAGUACAGAUUUUCGGUCAUGUUGUAUUGUACACACAUGCAUAUUCGUUCCGCGCAC